GCAAUUUCGGUUUUUAUAGCUGGGGCGCCGGCCGCUAUUUUAUUCUUUUCAACAUGCUCGCGCGCGGCAGGAAGAUGGGGUUCUGCGGCGCACGAAGCGGCCGAGCCGUCAGGUCCUGGCUGGUCGAGCCCCUCAGGGACAGCAAUCUGCAGCUCUUCGCCCUCGUCGCCGUGUGGAUCGCCAGUAAGAUCCAUGAGAUGAGACCACUGGCAGUGAAGAGCCUCAAGGCGCUCAGCGACCGCAUCAUCGCCGACCAGCAUUUCACGUGCCGUGAUUUCGCUGACGCCGAGCUGGUGUUCAUGGAGGUACAGCUUCAGCGGUAUUGGAUUACAACAUUGGAUGCACAAAAAUUGCUUUCAUACACUUGGAAGAGCUCCUCAUUCAGUUCAGGUUCUUUGAAUCGUUUAAAUCAUUUGCUAAUCGCUGACCAAUGCUCCAAUUUUAAUAGUACUUCUAUUAGGAGCUGUGUUAUAAAUUGAAAGUGAUAGCCUUUAGAACCAACAUAUAUACCUACUGAAUUACUAGUUAGUAAUAAACAUUAAUUGUUUCAUAAACCUGAUGUUCUAUAAGGUCCACAUCCAUUUAUACUGGCCAAUGGAUUAUAUGAGAAACUGCACGACAAACAUGUGGACUAAUAGUUGGUCACUAGAAUUAGAAUCUGUUGCAUUCAAUUCCUCACUCCCCAAGAGCAGUUCACUUAGCUCUCUGUAAGUAUUUACUUCU
Lolium rigidum is the source of this 723-nucleotide messenger RNA. RefSeq names its product cyclin-J18-like. The coding region runs from base 54 to 479 and encodes 141 amino acids. The transcript has 4 exons. NCBI's taxonomy places the organism in Eukaryota, Viridiplantae, Streptophyta, Magnoliopsida, Poales, Poaceae. The record is from RefSeq and is a predicted model, not a curated record.